UUUCUGUUCGAUAAUUCUAUUGCAAGAAUGUCAUAAAUUAGUAAACGAAAAAGUGCAUUCGUUUGUGUUUGAUGCAUAAAACAAAAUUGAUGGUCAAAGUGAUAACAAUUUAAAAAUUACCUCGAAAUGGAAUGGUGUCGAUGGUAGCUGUCAAGUGUGGUGUUGAUUCAUUAAUUACUGUGCCAUUUGUUGUAGAAUUGGUUUUGCAUAAAGUGUGCUCAUCAAACAAGUUUGACGUGUCGUCGGACUACAGGCUACGUUAUUUAUUUCAGCUGUUUAGUGUGUGUUCUUUGUAAAUAUUGUCCUGUUGUCUAUAUUCAGUUGAUUUUAGAUCGGGUUUAAAACAUUUGAUACGGCACAUCCAUACGCACACAGACACACAAACACUUCCGUCAAGUCUACGCAAUCUGUUUUAUGAAUUAAAAAAACUGAAUUUUCACUGAAUCAAAAUUAUUGGUUGUUAGCCAUGAAUGUGCUGGACGUGAUUAAGAAAUUGGAUGCUUAUCCCAAGACGCUGGAAGAAUUCAGUCAAAAGACGAUAUGUGGUGCAGCAGUUACAUUGAUUAGUUCAAUUAUUAUGAUAUGGUUGCUCAUCUUUGAAUUCUAUGCCUAUUUAACACCAAACAUCAGUGAAGAGCUAUUUGUAGACACAACCAGAAGUCAUAAACUUAAAAUCAAUCUUGAACUCUACAUUCCGACGAUUUCAUGUAAUUAUCUUAGUUUGGACGCAAUGGACUCCGCCGGCGAUCAGCAUUUGCACAUUGACCAUAAUAUUUAUAAACGAAGAGUUGAUUUAAGCGGAAAUCCAAUUGAAGAAGCAAAAAAAGAAGAAAUCGCCACAUCGACAAAGAAGCUACAACAAAACGCUACAGCCGUCGAAAAGCCAACCGAAAAGCCAUCUUGCGGAAGUUGUUACGGUGCCGAAGUGAAUUCAACACAUUGCUGCAGCACUUGUCAAGAUGUAAUUGAUGCAUAUAGAGAAAAACGAUGGAAUCCAGAACCGGAAAAAUUUGAACAAUGUCAACGUGAAAAUUACGUUGAUAAGGAGGGCGAAGCGAAAAAACUUGCAUUAAACGAAGGAUGUCAAAUUUACGGAUAUAUUGAAGUGAAUCGGAUGGGCGGUAGCUUUCACGUGGCACCAGGAAAGUCCUUCUCACUUAACCAUAUUCACAUUCAUGACGUGCAUCCAUACUCAUCGUCGUCCUUUAAUUUAUCGCAUGUUGUGAAGCAUUUAUCGUUUGGUGAACGAAUCAAUUUUGCAAAUACACAUCCUUUGGAUGGCAUGGAAGUAUCAUCCAAUGAAAGUUCAAUGAUGUUUCAAUAUUAUAUCAAAAUCGUACCGACAAUGUAUGUUAAAUUAAACGGCGAGACCGUGCAUACAAAUCAAUUUUCGGUAACGAGACACUCGAAAUCAGUUUCGAUAACAUCAGGCGAAUCUGGAAUGCCGGGCAUAUUUUUCAGCUAUGAACUUUCACCUCUUAUGGUCAAAUAUACAGAACGAGAGAAUUCAUUGGGUCAUUUUGCCACAAAUGUUUGUGCAAUUAUUGGAGGAUUGUAUUCGGUUGCCGGUAUCAUCGAUUCGAUUUUGAAUAGUUCGCUUCAUGUUAUUAAGAAAAAAAUUGAACUUGGCAAAUUCAGUUAAACACAAAAUCUCGUCGUGUAGAUUCAGCAAUUGCAUCUCGUUCGAAUGUUAGAACUUACAUAAAACUUCUUUUUUUUGUGAAUCUAUAGGCUAUAGCCUAUAAAAAUUUAAUUUCCCCAAUUUUUAUUUUAACAAUCAAAUGUACAGACCAAAUCCUAUAAAACAAUCCCAUUUUGACUAUAGAUUUUAUAUCGAGAAAUAAAUCUGUACUUUUCCAUUGCAAGUAAAAACAAAGCACAGAUAUUCACUACAUUCAUGUAAAUAAAACAUGUUUUUGUGUAAUGGAGAGUAAAUAAAAAAAAAUUACGUUUACCUCGAACGCGAUAAGCAAUAAAUUGUUUAAAGCAAUGCCUAGAGAGAUAUCAUUAGAUAGUUUCGGCUUGAGAAAUGGAAAAUUGUCAAUUGAUUAUUCAAAUCAAUUCAUUCCAAUUUAUUGAUGAGAAAUUGAAAUAUUUAUUGAAUUGUAUGCUACGAAAUGAAAUGAAAUAGUUGAAAGAAAAAAGGAAAAAAACAUCGUUUCCAAUUAGAUGGCAGCUUUCAUUCAAUAAAUUAAUAGUAUCGUUUCCAAUGUAUAGAACAUCAAAUUUGUUUAAUUUAGCUAGAGAAAAUAAUUUAAUACUUAACAGUAAAAGACAU
Messenger RNA from Contarinia nasturtii (swede midge), 2278 nucleotides. Its product is annotated as endoplasmic reticulum-Golgi intermediate compartment protein 3. Gene Ontology annotation, cellular component: endoplasmic reticulum membrane; Golgi membrane; COPII-coated ER to Golgi transport vesicle. Lineage: Eukaryota; Metazoa; Arthropoda; Insecta; Diptera; Cecidomyiidae. The transcript is spliced from 7 exons. The record is from RefSeq and is a predicted model, not a curated record. Bases 467 to 1642 code for a protein of 391 amino acids. Gene Ontology annotation, biological process: retrograde vesicle-mediated transport, Golgi to endoplasmic reticulum; endoplasmic reticulum to Golgi vesicle-mediated transport.